This is a messenger RNA of Candidula unifasciata, 1704 nucleotides long. Lineage: Eukaryota; Metazoa; Mollusca; Gastropoda; Stylommatophora; Geomitridae. The record is from the annotation of a GenBank genome assembly.
AUGGCUGAAAUCAAAGUAGAGAGCCCUAAUGUAAAGUACACCGAAGAUUACAUUGAAGCCAGAUAUGCCUAUCAGACAACCAAGGUCAGAGUAGAGGGAAAGAAUAUCAUUGCGACACCCAAGGAGGAGACUUAUGUCUUUAGAACUGAUCGCCGUGUCCCUAAGCUCGGGGUCAUGCUUGUCGGGUGGGGCGGAAACAACGGCACCACAGUUACUGCGGCCGUACUGGCAAACAAAAUGGGCAUGUCCUGGAACACCAAGGAAGGCGUCCACACGGCAGACUAUCUUGGUUCCAUAACUCAGGCCAGCACAGUGUCUUUAGGCCUUGGCCCAUGUGGAGAAAUGUUUGUGCCCAUGAAGACGCUGCUGCCUUUAGUUGAUGCAAAUGAUAUUGAGUUUGAUGGUUGGGAUAUUUCUGGCAUGAAUUUGGGCGAUGCCAUGAAGCGUGCCAAAGUGCUUGAUUACAACCUCCAGAUGCAGCUGUAUCCAUACAUGUCCAAGUUGAAGCCACGCCCGUCGGUGUACAUUCCAGAUUUCAUUGCAGCUAAUCAGAGAUCUCGUGCCGAUAACUUGCUGUCAGGAAGUUUGGAGGAGAUUGUGCACCAGAUCCGGGCAGAUAUACAGGAUUUUAAGGCCAAGAAAAAUUUGGAUAAGGUGAUUGUUCUGUGGACGGCCAAUACUGAGCGGUUUGCAGAUGUCAGAGACGGUCUCAACGACACAGCUGAAAAUCUGUUGAACAGUAUCAAGAGAGGAGAGUCUGAGAUCUCACCGUCCACACUGUUUGCUGUUGCCUCCAUUUUGGAAGGAGUCACCUACAUCAAUGGAUCACCACAGAAUACAUUUGUCCCAGGUGUUAUAGAACUGGCAGAGAAGAAGCGGGUGUACAUUGGCGGCGAUGACUUCAAGUCUGGUCAGACAAAACUGAAAUCUGUCUUGGUGGAUUUUCUUGUCAGUGCUGGCAUCAAACCAGUAUCGAUAGUUAGCUUCAACCACCUGGGCAACAACGAUGGGGAAAAUCUGUCGGCACCAGAGACAUUCAGAUCCAAAGAGAUAUCUAAAACCAAUGUUGUUGAUGAUAUGGUCAAUUCCAAUUCCAUACUGUACAAGCCUGGAGAGAAGCCUGACCACGUGGUUGUCAUCAAAUACGUUCCAUACGUGGGAGACAGCAAGCGGGCCAUGGAUGAAUACAUCUCUGAGAUCAUGAUGGGAGGCCGCAACACCAUUGCUAUCCACAACACCUGUGAGGACUCUUUGCUGGCUUCACCUCUUAUCCUUGACUUAGCUAUCAUUGCUGAAAUUUGUGAGCGUAUUGAAUUCCGUCUUGAAACAGAGAGUGAGUUCCAUAGAUUUAAUGCAGCCCUGUCCAUUCUCAGUUUCCUGUGCAAAGCUCCUCUGGCUCCAAGGGGUACUCCUGUGAUAAAUGCUUUCUUCAAACAGAGGGCAUGUAUUGAAAAUAUCUUCAGGGCUUGUAUCGGUCUCAGCCCCAUCAACAACAUGGCCUUGGAGUACAAACAUGAAGUAAUUCCUAGUGAGCUUCAGCAUGCCGCGCUGAAAAGCACCAGCACCAUUGCUCAUUUACAAGAUAAUGGACCAAAGGGUAUUGCAAAGAAAUCUCUACUAAAUGGGCAUGUUAAUGGUGCGCAUAUUCCAAACGGGCAUGUUUUAUGUGAGGUCAACGGGUUGGAUUGUAAUGGGGAAAGGUAA